Molecule: messenger RNA, 4389 nt
Organism: Westerdykella ornata
Lineage: Eukaryota; Fungi; Ascomycota; Dothideomycetes; Pleosporales; Sporormiaceae
Product: P-loop containing nucleoside triphosphate hydrolase protein
Exons: 3
Coding region: 1-4389 (1462 amino acids)
Biological process (GO): transmembrane transport
Cellular component (GO): membrane
Molecular function (GO): ATP hydrolysis activity; ATP binding; ABC-type transporter activity
Source: RefSeq, a predicted model, not a curated record
AUGUCCUCCUCGUCGCACUCGCUCGAGGAGAAGGACAAGGAAUGGCGGAUAGGAGACCCUGAGGAGGUGGCUCGAGACACCAAAGAAUAUGAACCCAUCAAGACGGAGCCUCUGCAGACCGAGACCGAGACCGAGACCGAUUUAGAGGCCAAUGCCGACGGCCGCAGUUCACGAAGAAACCUCUCCCAGAUACAGAGUCGCAGCAGCGCCUACUCGGAUGUGAGCAGCCACAGCACGGUUGCGAAGAGCUCCACCAUCGGGAAACGGAAAUGGUACAAGAAUGUGAAUCCCCUAAGGUGGGGCGCGAAACCACCUGUACCAGAGACUAGGACGGUCUGCCCCGAGUACCAGGCAGGAUGGUUCAGUCGCCUGACUUUCCAGUGGAUGUCUCCGCUCAUGACUGUCGGCUACAAGCGGCCCCUCGAACGAAACGACAUAUGGACCGUGAAUCCAGACCGAAGUACUGAUGUUAUGGUGGAGCGGCUUCAGAAAUCGUUCAAGCAGCGGAGAGAAGGCGGCGGCAAACGCCCACUCGUUGGAGCCCUCUACGACACCUUCAAAUGGGAGUUCAUCAUCGGCGGAAUUUGCCAGCUCCUUGCCAGUUUGGUCCAAGCCCUGGCACCCUAUGUUCUCCGAUACCUUAUCAAUUUCGCUCUGAAGGCAUACGUCGCCCAACGCAGAAAUGUCCCCGAGCCAAAUAUAGGGGAGGGCAUAGGUCUUGUCAUUGGUAUUACGGCUAUGCAAUUCGUCCAGAGUAUGGCCACCAACCACUUCAUGUACCGGGGCAUGAUGGUUGGAGGAGAGGCAAGAGCUGUGCUGAUAGCCGUGAUAUUCGACAAGGCAAUGAAACUGUCCGGCCGUGCAAAGGCGGGUGGUGCCGCCAUCCUGGAAGCUCCGCCCGCGGAUAUCAAACCGGGCAGUCAAGAGGAACGGAAAUGGUAUAAGAAGCUACUGAAGCGGAAGCAGAAAGAGUUAAACAACCCUAACGCAAAUAACGGUGUCGCCGGUGAUGGCCAUGGUUGGGGCAACGGAAGAAUCAUCAACUUGAUGUCCACCGACACCUACCGAGUCGAUCAGGCUAGUGGUUUCUUUCACAUGAUCUGGACCUCGCCUGUCGCCAUCCUAGUGACAGUUGCCUUGCUCAUUGUCAACCUGACUUACAGCGCCUUGUCUGGUCUCGGUUUCCUCCUCAUCGUAAUGCCCCUUCUUGGUCGAGCCAUUCGAAGCCUCUUCCGUCGAAGAAUGGCCAUCAAUAAGAUUACCGAUCAGCGCGUCAGCCUCACGCAGGAAAUCCUCCAAGCAGUCCGCUUCGUGAAGUACUUCGCCUGGGAAAUGAGUUUCCUCGAGCGUGUAAACGCUAUUAGGCAACGAGAGAUUCGCGGAGUCCAGGUCCUUCUCGCCAUAAGAAACGGAAUCAUGGCUGUUGGGAUGUCGAUGCCCGUCUUUGCAUCCAUGUUGUCAUUCAUCACGUACUCCCUCUCCGGUAAUAAUCUUAAUCCGGCGCCGAUUUUCUCCUCCCUGGCGCUGUUCAAUUCUCUCCGUAUUCCUCUUAAUUUUCUUCCGCUGGUCAUUGGCCAGGUUAUCGAUGCCAAUGCUUCAAUCAAGCGCAUCCAGGAGUUCCUUUUGGCCGAAGAGGCGGAGGAGACUGCUGAAUGGGACUAUGACGCGAAGGAUGCUGUUGUUCUGAAGGACGCCGACUUCACCUGGGAGCGUCAUCCGACGCAGGAUAAGGAGGACGUUGAGGGUGUUGGCAACGAGCAAAGAGUAGGAAAGGAGAAAGCAAAGAAGAAGAGCAAGCGGAGCCACAAGCGGACCGGAAGCGGCGCCGACUCUCCUUCGACUCCUGAUUCGCCCACAGAGGAUGAGAAGCCGUUCGAGCUGAAGGAUCUGAACAUUUCUAUAGGACGUAAAGAGCUUGUAGCCCUCAUUGGCAGUGUGGGUUCUGGCAAGAGUUCGUUACUCGGCGCCCUAGCUGGUGAUAUGAGAAAGACGCAGGGCCAUGUUACGAUUGGGGCCUCCCGUGCGUUCUGUCCCCAAUACGCGUGGAUACAGAAUGCCACUGUGCGCGAGAACAUUGUUUUCGGCAAGGAGUUCGACCAGAAGUGGUAUGACCAGGUGAUUGAUGCCUGCGCCCUACGACCUGAUCUGGAGAUGCUACCCAACGGCGAUCUGACCGAGAUUGGUGAACGGGGUAUUACUGUGUCAGGAGGCCAAAAGCAACGGAUGAACAUUGCUCGCGCCAUCUACUUCAACGCCGACAUCAUUCUGAUGGACGAUCCACUUUCAGCUGUGGAUGCGCACGUCGGACGACACAUUAUGGAUAAUGCCAUCUGCGGACUGUUGAAAGACAAGUGUCGAAUCCUGGCUACACACCAGCUGCAUGUUCUCAAUAAGUGUGACAGGAUCAUCUGGGUUGACGAGGGUCGCAUCAGGGCGGUCGACACCUUCGAUAACCUGAUGGCGAGUAAUGAAGGAUUCCAGAAGCUCAUGACUAUGACGGCCGAAGAAGAGGAGAAAGAGGAAGAGGAGGAAGCUCUCGAGGGCGAGGGUGGGGAAGAGAAGAAGGUUGCGAAGAAAAAGAAAAGCAAGAAGCAGCGCUCCACUGCGCUCAUGCAAGAAGAGGAUCGAGCUGUCAAGAGUGUUGCUUGGAGCGUUUGGAUAGCGUACAUCAAAGCUGGGGGUGGACUAUGGGUGGCCCCACUGGUAUUGCUCCUUCUCAUCUUGUCUCAAGGAGCGAAUAUUUCGACGAGUCUGUGGCUCUCUUGGUGGACGUCGAACAAGUGGGGCUAUGCCCAAGGCACAUAUAUUGGUGUAUAUGCCGCCCUCGGUGCCUCACAGGCCAUCCUUCUGUUCGCCUUCUCAGUCUCUGUCUCCAUUUAUGGCACUGAGGCGGGCAAGGUCAUGCUAUAUAGGGCCAUUUACCGCGUACUUCGGGCUCCUAUGUCCUUCUUCGAUACUACACCUCUCGGACGGAUCACCAACCGCUUCUCCAAGGACGUUGACGUUAUGGACAAUGCCCUCACGGAUGCAAUGCGCAUGUACUUCCUGACCCUCGCUAUGAUUAUCUCGGUCUUUAUUCUCAUCAUUUCCUAUUACUAUUAUUACGCUAUUGCAUUGGGACCGCUGUUUGUACUAUUCAUGUUCUCUGCGGCCUACUACCGUGCAUCUGCGCGCGAAGUCAAGAGACAUGAAUCUGUCCUGCGAAGCACCGUCUUUGCGCGAUUCGGCGAAGCAGUCAUUGGAACUCCGACGAUCCGCGCAUAUGGACUGCAGAACCAGUUCUCACGGUCUGUACGUGAGGCCAUCGAUGACAUGAACAGUGCUUACUACCUGACAUUCGCCAACCAACGUUGGCUCAGCGUUCGGCUCGAUGUCAUCGGUAUCCUGCUUGUCUUCACCACGGGUAUUCUGGUCGUCACAUCUCGUUUCUCUGUCGAUCCCAGCAUCGCAGGACUUGUCUUGUCAUACAUUCUCGCCAUUGUGCAGAUGAUUCAGUUCACCGUGCGACAGCUCGCCGAGGUGGAGAACGACAUGAACUCGACCGAGCGUAUCCAUCACUAUGGCACUCAACUGGAGGAGGAAGCGCUUCUCCAUACGGUACAAGUUCGACCGACAUGGCCCGAGCAUGGCGAGAUCAUCUUCGACAAUGUGCAGAUGCGGUACCGGGAGGGCUUGCCGUUGGUGCUCAAGGGCCUCACGAUGCACGUCAAAGCCGGCGAACGCAUCGGCGUAGUCGGCAGAACCGGAGCAGGAAAAUCGAGUAUUAUGAGUACUCUCUUCCGCCUGGUCGAACUCUCGGGCGGCUCCAUCACCAUUGACGGCGUCGAUAUCAGCACCAUAGGCCUACACGACUUGCGUUCCAAACUCGCCAUUAUCCCCCAGGACCCUACUCUGUUCAAAGGAACCAUACGUUCCAACCUCGACCCCUUCAACGAGCAUUCCGAUCUCGAACUGUGGUCGGCGCUGCGACAGGCUGACCUCGUCUCCAAUGAGGCAACCAUGGAGGACAAAUCCGGGCGCAUCCACCUCGACUCGGUCGUCGAGGAAGAAGGGCUCAACUUCUCGCUCGGUCAACGACAACUCAUGGCGCUCGCGCGCGCCUUGGUACGUGGCUCGCAAAUCAUCGUCUGCGACGAAGCCACGUCGUCGGUCGACUUUGAGACGGACCAAAAGAUCCAGCAGACGAUUGUGGAAGGCUUCAAGGGAAAGACGCUGCUUUGCAUUGCGCAUCGGUUGAAGACGAUUAUCGGGUACGAUAGGAUUUGCGUCAUGGAUCAGGGGGCGAUUGCGCAGUUGGAUACGCCGAUUCGGCUUUAUGAGGCUGGCGGGAUCUUUAGGAGUAUGUGCGACAGGAGUGGGAUUAGGAGGGAGGACUUUGGGGAUGCGUGA